AGCUCCUUUCAGUCAUUUAUACUGCAGUUUGAUGCAUUUUAAUCUGAUUACUUUCCUUCUAAAUCCGAGAAGAGCUGUAGUGAGACUGCAUUUUUAAAGGGAAAGGUGAAUCUUUUGUAGCACAUAGGGAACUUCAAGGAUCAUCCUGGAAUGGAUGCCUAAUGUAACAGGAAACUGAAGUGGGAGGAGGGGGAGAGGGUGUGGUAGGAGAAGGAAGAUUCCUUUGUAAAUAUAGCAAAAGGCCAGAUUUUUCCAAUUUUUUAGUUUUGCAGAGCAACUUGAUUAUCCAGAAUCACCUGAGACACCAAAUUCCUGGAUCCUUCUUAGGAGCUUCUUUCCUCCAGAGCUCAUCUUCCUAAUCCUAACACAGUUUAAUUAAUCUGACUGCUGUUCUUGGUACUCUGAGACUCGUCUACAGAAGGAGGCUCUGUCACAGAUCCUCAGACCCACAGCUGGAUGUUAUAUGAGGGCAGUCUUGCCUAAAUGGAAAUGAAACUCCACACCCUAUCAUAAUUUGUUUGUGCCUUAUGCCUGAACUAUUUCUUUAUGUCACAAGAAUUAAUAAUCUUCAUGGUUCCAAAUGCAUGAAUCAGAGAAACAGCAGGGAGUCAGAGAUUUUUCUCUGUCAGUCUCUAUGAGUCCAUAAAUUGAGAUCUCAGGAGACAGAUGUGCUUAGCACAGGAGUGGCAGAGCUUUGACUGCAAUAAUGGUCUUUCCACUUCUGAUCCAGGGCUUGGACCCUUUGCCCAAAUACCCAGUACUUGCUACUACUGAACUGACCUUCCUUUUUUCUCUUGGAAGGAGCAUUUAAGCAAACUUCUGGGCCCAUGAGAGCAUUGGUAUCUGCUUGCAAGGAAGUUUACUUCUGGAAAAUUAGAGAUUAUAUUUUCAUGUGAUGCAAGUAUUUCCAAGUAUAUGUACUUCUAAAGAAAUUUUAAUUUAGAUGAUAAGCCCAUUUUUGCCCUUUUUUUUUUUUCAAAGCAACUUGAUCCGAUGUUCUACAUUUCAAUUCCAUCAAAUAUUAAAUUGACGUUUAUGGGCUAAACUGGAAACUUAAAAACAAUUUGUUUCCCUACAAGGAUAAGAAAAUAUGUCCAAAUUCCUGUCGGCUGACUUAUAAAGAGACUUUUAGAACACAACCCAAUGCAUGAGGUACUCCUUAAGCCCUGACAACCAUCUUGAAGAUGGAAUCAUGAAUAUGGCAAAUUUUCUACGGGGCUUUGAAGAAAAGGGGAUAAAGAGUGACAGGCCUGAGGACCAGUUGAGCAAAGAGAAAAAGAAAAUUCUGUUCUCCUUCUGUGAAGUGUGCAACAUCCAGCUGAACUCUGCAGCCCAGGCUCAGGUGCAUUCCAAUGGCAAAUCCCACCGCAAACGAGUGAAGCAGCUGAGUGAUGGGCAGCCCCCACCGCCAACGCAGACCAGCCCCAGCAGCCACAGCAGCACAGGUAGUACAUGCCACACUACUACCCUUCCUGCUCUUGUGCGCACACCUACCCUGAUGAUGCAGCCUUCACUGGAUAUCAAACCAUUUAUGUCUUUUCCAGUGGACAGUAGUUCUGCUGUUGGGCUCUUUCCAAAUUUUAACACAAAAAGAAGAGGCUUAUUUGGGACCAAUAAAUUUUGCCAGAUGGAUCCUGUGCAAAAGGCAGUUAUUAACCAUACAUUUGGAGUAUCCAUUCCCCCAAAGAAGAAACAAGUUAUUUCUUGUAAUGUCUGUCAGCUUCGCUUUAACUCUGAUAGCCAGGCCGAGGCCCACUACAAAGGAAGUAAACAUGCCAAGAAGGUCAAAGCACUAGAGGCAACGAAAAAUAAACCCAAAAUGGUUUCUUCCAAGGACAGCGCAAAGGCUAAUCCCAGCUGCUCCAUCACUCCAAUCACAGGCAACAACUCUGACAAAUCAGAAGAUAAAGGGAAGUUAAAAGCCAACAGUUCCAGUCAGCCGUCAAGCUCUGAAAGUGGCUCAUUUCUCCUCAAAUCUGGCACAACACCCCUGCCACCUGGAGUAGCCAUUUCUCCCUCCAAGAGCACAAAUGGAUCUCCCAGUACUGUUGCUGAAUCAGAAGAAGAAAAAGCCAAAAAAUUACUUUAUUGUUCACUAUGCAAAGUGGCUGUGAACUCCCUGUCACAGCUAGAGGCACACAACACAGGAUCUAAACACAAGACCAUGGUUGAAGCUCGUAAUGGGGCUGGUCCAAUUAAAUCCUAUCCUAGACCUGGAUCAAGAUUAAAGGUGCAGAAUGGCAGUAAGGGAUCAGGACUACAGAACAAGACAUUUCAUUGCGAAAUCUGUGAUGUUCAUGUUAAUUCAGAAAUUCAACUCAAACAGCACAUUUCUAGCCGAAGGCAUAAAGAUCGAGUUGCAGGGAAACCACUGAAGCCAAAAUACAGCCCUUACAACAAACUCCAACGGAGCCCAAGUAUUCUAGCAGCAAAACUUGCAUUCCAGAAAGAUAUGAUGAAGCCUUUGGCCCCAGCCUUCCUGUCCUCACCUCUUGCGGCGGCGGCGGCCGUGUCCUCUGCGCUGUCACUCCCACCUCGGCCUUCUGCCUCGCUCUUCCAGGCUCCAGCCAUUCCUCCAGCUCUUCUGAGGCCGGGGCACGGGCCCAUCCGUGCCACUCCUGCCUCCAUCCUCUUUGCUCCGUACUAAUGUCUGCAAAACCCAAGACGUUUGAGGCCAGUAGGAAGUUGAGAAGAAAAGCCACAAGGAUUCAGCAAUUUAAGCAGUUUGUAUUGCAGUACCCCCAUUCACCCACAAAAUGCAGCCUACCCACCCCAAGCCCCAAUUCCAAACAGAAACACAUCACUAGAUUCAAGAGCGCUUUUAGAGACCACUCCUAUAACUUAGGAAUCUGAGCAGCAUAGGCUUUAUCUCCCUAUUUCCUCCCUGACCCUACCCCGUUCAAUUUAUGUAUCUCAGACAUUUGGUUUCCUGCACAUGUAUUGGUCAGAAAGAAAAAGAAAGAAAAUCAUUCUCUAUUUUUUCCAUGGGUAUGAUCUGGCUUAAAACAAUAUGGAAUAUGUUCCUGACAGACUUGAAAACUAGGAUCUUCCUCAGAUGUCUGUAAAUAACUCUGGUAUCCAACUGGGUGUAUUCUAGUGUGGAACAAAAAUCAGUGAACACAAGUGCUUACUUGUGGAUACCACCUUAACAACAGAUCACAAAGUUCUCUUUUUGGUGUACUGUUGACACAGAUUGUGUACUGUUUCGACCCAAGUACUGUUGUAUCCUGUGUAGUACUAGAUUUGUAUCUCUUGUCUAAAUUAAACAUUUUUAGUUGCUGUGUAAAUGUUAGGAAGCAACGUAGCUUUGAAUUUUCUCUUUAAGAGAACAAAAGAUAAUGUAUUUUCUUUGUUUCACAUUUUAUUUGGAGAUAUUUAAAUGAAAUAGAAAGCCAUAUAACAUAGCUAUAAUUACUACCUGUUUGCUAUUUUUGUUUAACUUAUUUUGUAGCUUCCUCACUGGUUUGUGUUGCUAAGCAAAUGUAUACAAACAUAAAAAGAGCUUCCCAAAUUGCACAUUUUUGCAUCUCUUGUGCAUUCUGCAAGAAGACAAUGAAUCCAUGUAUUUCUAUAUAAUUAUCUUCUUCAUUUUUAACCUGUUUUCAUUUGUAAUGAUGCUACAUAAUUUUGUGGCUCUUUAAUGCAAUAAUGUACAGAAGAUUAAAAAAAUUUAUAAUUGAACAAUUUGUUUCUCUGUUCACUGAGUAUGUUGCAGGUCAUGCUCCCCUGCUCCCCUUUCUAAGCUGAUAUCAGCAAGACUGGAAUGUUUGUGGUAUCAGGGGUGAGUUAUCAUAAAACAACAAAAUAGAGUAAACUCUUUUAGAGCAUCUGUAUCUGCAACCUGUAAAUGGUAAAAUGUCUGUGUAUUUUUUUAAAUGUAACUUUUCAAUAAAAGUACAAAA
Molecule: messenger RNA, 3902 nt
Organism: Callithrix jacchus (white-tufted-ear marmoset)
Lineage: Eukaryota; Metazoa; Chordata; Mammalia; Primates; Cebidae
Gene: ZNF385B
Product: zinc finger protein 385B
Cellular component (GO): nucleus
Molecular function (GO): nucleic acid binding; zinc ion binding
Source: RefSeq, a predicted model, not a curated record